CUAUUAGUAGCACUGGCUGAAAGCGCAAUCGCCAUUUCAGUUUCGGUCGUUAAUGGCUUCAUGGGAAUACGGGGAUGCCAUUGGCUAAUGAGAUUUCUUGGAGCCAAUGCCAUGCCACGACAACCUAUGAUCCGACGGUGCGUGAGUACAAUCCGAGACGCCAAGGCGCGGUUGGUCGGACGAGGUCUUGCCUCCAGCGACGUCACCACGCUACUUUCCCAUGCCCACGACCCUCCUCUGUCAAGAGAAAGCCUGUAUUUGCACCCUGACAAGCUCUUGACACCUCUCGAAAGCCAGCGCCUGGAGCUCUUGACCAGUCGUCGACUGGGCGGUGAACCGCUCGCGUACGUGGUGGGCGUCAAGGAAUUCUGGUCACUUCCGUUCAAAGUAACGUCGGACACGUUGAUCCCUCGACCGGACUCGGAGCUGUUGAUUGAAACGCUGCUGUGCUUGCAUGCCAAGGACUCACCGCUUCGUAUUCUGGACAUUGGCACAGGCAGCGGUUGUCUAUUAGUAGCCGCCCUCACCGAAUUCCCGUCGGCUUGCGGUGUAGCAAUCGACAUUUCGCCUGCAGCUUUGGCAGUGGCUCAAACUAACGCUACCACUCAUGGCGUGGCAUCCCGUGCGACGUUUAUCGAGCAGGAUCUGCGUCGGUUAAACAACAUAUCCCACUGGAGCACUCCGCCGCCCUUUGACGUUGUGCUAUGCAACCCGCCGUACAUUUCCGUCGACGAAAUUCCACACAUGGACACCGACGUGGUCGCUUAUGAGCCUCACGAGGCCCUCUUUGCAGCCGAGGACGGUCUAGCGUUGUACAGUGAUCUGAGGCACCCGCUGCUCCACCGCUUUCUUCGACCAGGGGGUCACGUGUUGUUCGAAGUUGGGUUUCGACAAGCGCAACGAGUGUGCGACAUGUACCUGUCGGCGUCGUUUCAACGAAGCAACACCUUGGACCAGGUGAUCUUUCAAGAUAUUCAAGGCAUAGACCGAGUGGUCGUGCUGCAAUCUCCGACACAUUCCAAGGAAUUUGUUCAAAAAUGAGAUUGACGCGGUAGCCAGCCAAUACGUAGGUGGUGGGGCCGUAGCCUUUCCAAGUACAUGGAUACAGUACAUAGCUAGCAUCGACUUUGCGACGUAAUGAUGUCGUAGUUCCUUGUCUUGUAAAUAUGCGUGUAACUACUACUAGAGGUUGU
Molecule: messenger RNA, 1193 nt
Organism: Aphanomyces astaci
Lineage: Eukaryota; Oomycota; Saprolegniomycetes; Saprolegniales; Verrucalvaceae
Product: protein-(glutamine-N5) methyltransferase, release factor-specific
Exons: 4
Coding region: 61-1041 (326 amino acids)
Biological process (GO): peptidyl-glutamine methylation
Molecular function (GO): nucleic acid binding; protein-glutamine N-methyltransferase activity
Source: RefSeq, a predicted model, not a curated record